ACGAAAAAUCCGAAACCACCGUCAAAAUCGGACCCUAACUCACGGUGUAGUGUCGUCACUGAGAAGUCUCGUUGAGAAGUUGUUGAUGAUUUCUUCUCAAAACGACUUGCCGUUGUGUUCAUAUUCUCUCUUUACAGUUUUUUAAUGAUAAUCAUUUUGACUUUUUAUUAAAUAAUACUAUUAAUUAAAAGUUCUCCUAGAAAGAAAGAAAAGCAGGAAGUUUUUAUCAAUGGACGGACGCGUACAGUAUCCUAAAAUCAAAGUCGAAGACUAUCGGCUAAAACCCUUCCCUGAGCCGGUUUCUAGAGAUGUAGAGAAAGGCAGGGAAAACAAUCUUAUACAAACAAAUGAUUUAGUGCAAGAAGAAAUGAUGCAGCCCCGAAAUUUUGAAAGUGAAGCAUCUCAAGGCAUGAAGGAAGAUAAUAGUUAUCAAAAUGUUUUAGGUGUUAACACUCAGAAACAGGGUAAAGUUUUCUAUUGUGAUACACCGCAUUCUGAAGAAACUGGACCAUGGAUACCUGUCUCUGUUCCUCCCAUGUCAGGAUAUGAACAAGAUGAAUGGAGUAGAGGUCUUUGUGUGGAUGGGGGAUGCUUCCCUGAUGGAGAACUGGGUUGGGAUCAGUUUAUUGGCGAAAAUAAGGAGCUGACCAUGUGGGAUGUGGUCUCUGAGAUGUUAGAAGUAGCUCGAGGAAAAGCAAGUGCCAUUGCUAAAGGUGACAUCAAUAGGUGCAGAAUAUCCUGGCUGUCUAAUCAUCUUCUUGAUCAAGCAUGGGCAGAAAUGGCUCAAACUCUUACUGAAGCUAACUUUGGAAACACCAGGGAACUUCUAGAGGCAGAGCCUCCCAGAUGGUUGCCUGACAGUGCUGCUGCUGCUUGCAUGCUGUGUAAUGUCCGCUUCCAUCCUAUCAUGUGCUCUAGGCACCACUGCCGCUUUUGUGGAGGGAUAUUUUGCAACGAGUGCUCUAAGGGAAGGAGUUUGUUGCCAGUAAAGUUCCGCAAUGGGAACCCGCAACGAGUGUGCGAUGUAUGCUGUGUACGGCUUGAGUCUGUCCAGUCACAUUUGAUGGACAAAGUAAGUCGUGCUGCUCAAUUGCCUACCCAUGAUCUAACUGACCUCAGUACUCUGAGAUCAUGGCUUAAUUUUCCAUGGGGCCAGUCCAUGGAAUAUGAAAUUUACAAAGCAGCAAACACCAUUCGGGGUUAUGAUAAGGUUGGGUCUCUGAAACCUGAGAAAUCCAUACCAGAUGCUAUUCUAAAACAAGCAAAGGGCCUUGCUGUCCUUACUGUUGCAAAGGUUGGUGUGAUGGUGACCUACAACAUUGGAACGGGGCUAGUUGUUACUCGUAGAGAAGAUGGAUCUUGGUCUCCUCCAUCUGCCAUCUCUUCCUUUGGUGUUGGGUGGGGAGCUCAGGCUGGAGGUGAAUUCACAGAUUUCAUAAUUGUAUUGAGAACUAAAAGUGCCAUCAAAACUUUUAGUGGAAAUGUACAUUUUUCACUUGGAGCAGGUUUGAGUGCUGCUGCUGGCAUUGUUGGACGGGCUGCUGAAGCUGAUCUUCAUGCUGGUGUGGGAGGUUAUGCUGCUUGCUACACAUACAGCUGCAGUAAAGGUGCAUUUGUUGGUUGCUCACUUGAAGGAAGUAUUGUUGCUACCCGAGCACAAGAAAAUUCUAGAUUCUAUGGUCAACCAUCUAUUAGUGCCGCAGAUAUUCUUCUCGGAUCGAUGCCUAGGCCUCCUGCUGCUGGCAUUCUGUAUGCUGCUCUCUCGGAUUUAUUUGAUAAGCGUGGCUCUGAUCGGUACAUAUUGAGCUAAAAAAAUUGUCACUCUGUUUUCUUGCAAGAUACUUGCCGUGGAGAUGGCUUGGAUGCACGUGUAAAUUAUAUCCUCCUUGUUCCCCUGUUGUUAUUAUAUCUGCUAUAUUCUUGUUCUACAUUUUGCAAUCAAGCAAUUGGUUUCCCAUUGGUUGUUUAGCUUAGAAAAAAUGCAGAGAAAUUAAAUUUCAUAUAGAACAAUGUGGUUAAAGAGUAAUGCUACCGUUACCGAAUAAUGCGCACCAAAUUUAUGCAUAUAGAUUAAUAUUAAUUCAUAAUUAAUAGAUGGUCAGGAUGACAUCGUGUCAUUCAGUGUGCAUUCUCCAGUAACUAUUAUUUUCUGUGGUUAAAACAGUGGAGCAUUCAUGUAU
Messenger RNA from Pistacia vera, 2180 nucleotides. RefSeq lists its product as uncharacterized. The record is from RefSeq and is a predicted model, not a curated record. The coding region runs from base 230 to 1810 and encodes 526 amino acids. NCBI's taxonomy places the organism in Eukaryota, Viridiplantae, Streptophyta, Magnoliopsida, Sapindales, Anacardiaceae. Gene Ontology annotation, molecular function: phosphatidylinositol binding; metal ion binding. The transcript is spliced from 5 exons.